GAAAAACAGCAGUUAGAUUCCAACAUUCAUCUCCAGGUGAAGGUGGUGCCCUGCUGUGGAGAGGCCUACCCGCCACAGUAGCCUGGGAAGGAAGCCUGAGAUCCUGCCAAGAGGGCAAGGCCAUUUACACGUACACCAGUGGUUCAAAACUAGGGGCAACUUUGCAUCUCGUCACCAUAAUUUGAGGGCUUCCUAGGUGGCUCAGUGGUAAAGAAUCUGCCUGCCAAUGCAGGAGAUGUGGGGUCAGUCCCUGUGUUGGGAAGAUAGCCUGGAGAAGGAGAUGGCAACCCACUCCAGUAUUCUUGCCCGGGAAAUCCCAUGGACAGAGGAGGCUGGUGGGCUGCAGUCCAUGGGGCCAUAAAGAUUCAGACACAACUUAGCAAUGGAGCAUGCACGAAGCCCCAAAUCUGACAAUGUCUGAAGACUGGGGGCAGAGGCUGUUAUUGGCAUCUAGUGGGUAGAGGCUAGGGAUGCUGCUCAACAUCCUACAGAGCACAGGGCAGCCCCUCAUCAUCAAGAAUUAUCCAAGCCAGAAUGUCACCAGUGUACACCCUCCUAGGCACACUCGUGGGGCAGCUCCAGGCAGGAGGACUCCUUAGCAGCACAAGUGACUCCCAAAGCCCAGCUAGAAACAACCCUUAAGGUUUUUCAACAUGCUUGAAAAAGCAUGGCCCACUCCCCUCAGAAGCCAUGGACCACAUACAGGACUAGCUGGGGAAGAUUACUGGGUGCAUGGGGAUCAACUAGCACCCUUCCUCAAGUGGCUUCCCCAGAGAUAACAGGAGAACUUAGUCCGUUCCAGCGUGGAAGCUGGAUGGAGACUUUUAAAGGGAUCCUGGUAUCUAGAAACCUCCCACCCACAGCAGGAAUCAGCAUCUCAACCUCUCUCCCCACCACCCAUCACCACCCUUGGGGCCUGUAGAGCAGAAAUAAACAUUGCCUAGAGUUUGGGGGAGAAUGGAUACAUGUGUACAUAUCGCUGAGUCCCUUCGCUGCUCACCUGAAACUAUCAGAACAUUGUUUUUUAAUUGGCUAUUCUCCAAUACAAAAUGGGCUUCUUGUGUGGUGCUCAUGGUAAAGAACCCACCUGCCAAAGUGGGAGACAGAAGAGAUGUGGGUUCGAUCCCUGGGUCAGGAAGAGCCCCUGGAGGAGGGCAUGGCAACCCACUCCAGUAUUCUUGCCUGGAGAAUCCCAUGGACAGAGGGGCCUGGUGGGUUAUAGCCCAUAGGGCUGCAAAGAGUCAGAAAUGACUGAGUGACUGAGCACACAGGCAAUACAAAAUAAAAAGUUUUUUAAAAAGAGAAAGAAACAUCCCAAAGGUACAGAGUAGGGGGCUGGAAGCCCAGUGGGACCAAGCAGGUUGCUCUCGAAACUCAUAAACUUGUUCAUUAGCCUGCCAAGAAAGGAAGUGGCUGAUCCUUCCUGAAGUCUGAUGGAGAGCAUCCCCAAGUCCAGCUUCAGCAGUCUUAUUAAACACCCCCUGCUGUGACUCAGGGCCCUCACAUGGUUACUCCAAAACAGACAGCCAUUCAGAGAUUACAUGGGGGUCAUGUGCAAGGGAGACAGAUCCCAGAAAGAGCAGUGAGUCAUUAUUAAAAACUCCAAGGCCCACAGUUCAGAGGUAGACACUCAGCUUGGGGCAGAUCCACUGAUCUGUGCCCUUCACCUUCUUCCUAUAGACCAGAAAGCAUGCUGAGCUGAGCUCCGGUGCUGAAGGACAAGACCACCAUGGAGCCCGGCAACUUUCUGCUGAGGUUUGCAACCAAGACCCCCAAACAGCUUACAGGUCCUGGGAAGAGUGGUCCUGAAUUCUCUCCACUGCCCUCCCAGCUGUGGAACGUCCGCUGGGCUCAGGCAACACUUAAGGAAAGGGUCAAAGCAGGUUCAAAUGCUGAAUUUUCAUCAAAUUCUAAAAUUUUGGACAAAGGUCUGGCUAAACUCUUUGAAGAUGAUCCAACAGAUGAUCAAAAUCACAACCCACCACAUGUGGAAAACAUCUCCCAAACUCUCCAAAGAUUGUCAGAUCACAUUGCAGGGGAGCAGAGGGAUCAAGAAUCCUCUCUCUUUAACAGGGAUGUGAGUGAUACGCAAUCAACGACCAUCAAUAAGGGGAAGCAUCAAGAAGCAGUCAGUCCAGAUGUUCCAAGCAGGGGCAUGCCGUGCUCACAGCUUCUGCAGUUCCUCCAGAAGAACAUCAUCGUCGCCGCCGUCUCGGUGGUGGGGAUCGCCGUGGCCGCGGUGCUGCUGCUCCUGGCGCUGCUCGUGUACGUCAGGAAGAGUCGGUCGCUACAUUCUCCGGCAGACAUGACAUACAAUAUUUUUAUAAUGAAUGGAAAGACUUGGUGGCAAAAGUCUCAAGACAAGAAGACCAAAAAACAUGCAGGAAAACAGAAACAGCUGAAGUUAAAUUCCGGUAUCUAAGCCAGGUGGUGAGGCCAGCCAACCAGCACCUAAAGCUGUGAUGUGAGGUGAUUCUCCAUCCAGACGCAUGGAAAGGCAUUUGGAUUUCUGACUGUGAGGUGCACCCUAAAAAGUGUACCUUUUCCUCUCAAUUUUGAAUGGACCAAGAAAACAGUUUUGACCACAGAUUGCUCAUAAUGUUAACAGCAUUAAUGGCUAAUACAGGAGACUUAGCACAUUUCCCCAGAGACUAACCUGACAAAACAAUGGAUUGAUUUAUUUAUUGAUAA
This is a messenger RNA of Dama dama (fallow deer), 2691 nucleotides long. RefSeq names its product chromosome 11 C2orf92 homolog (gene C11H2orf92). The record is from RefSeq and is a predicted model, not a curated record. NCBI's taxonomy places the organism in Eukaryota, Metazoa, Chordata, Mammalia, Artiodactyla, Cervidae. The transcript is spliced from 6 exons. Bases 1730 to 2422 code for a protein of 230 amino acids.